Molecule: messenger RNA, 3879 nt
Organism: Perca fluviatilis (European perch)
Lineage: Eukaryota; Metazoa; Chordata; Actinopteri; Perciformes; Percidae
Gene: aebp1b
Product: AE binding protein 1b
Biological process (GO): negative regulation of transcription by RNA polymerase II; proteolysis
Molecular function (GO): DNA-binding transcription repressor activity, RNA polymerase II-specific; RNA polymerase II transcription regulatory region sequence-specific DNA binding; metallocarboxypeptidase activity
Source: RefSeq, a predicted model, not a curated record
CGCUGCUGUCCUUUGGGGUGCGCGCACACACACAGCUCUGCCGUUGUAAUGUGAAAGCUGCGGUGUUCCUGCUGUGUGUAACCCGCUGGACACAGCCCGCCGUACGGACCCGGUUCGCUCCCGAUCCCCCGGCGGAAUCCCCUCCGCACCGGAGAGACUCCGCAGCCAACCCCCCCCCCCCCCCACCCGCCGCAUGGAAAGCGUCUGGACUACAAAUGCGCGCACCACAACAAGAAGAACCAUGCCUAGCUGUAACGUUGCAUCGCAUGCAGAUCUAUCACAUCCUGUUGUAUCCAUUACGACUUUGAUAUGAGAGGAAUCUGCGACGCCGAGUGAAGAAACGCGUUAGUUCCUGCAGCAGAUUUCUCUCUCGUGGACCCGGAAACCUCUGCAUCUGGGAUUGUGUGUGUUUCUAUAUUUUUAUUUUUUAUUUUUUUUUUGAUGGAGCUGGAGAACAUAGUAGCCAACACUGUACUGCUUAAAGCCAGAGAGGGUGGAGGAGGAAAGAGGAAAGGGAGGAGCAAGAAAUGGAGGGAGAUCCUUCGCUUCCCACAUAUCAGCCAGUGCACUGAGCAGGGGAACGCCAUCGAGAGGGACUAUGUCAGCAUCUGUGAGAAACAGCCAAUCGGACGGCUUCUGUUCCGUCUUUACUGUGACACCAGACCCAAACUGCAGCGAUGCAUCCAGCUACUGGACGCAAUGGAAGACUACGAGGUGACCCCGGAUGAAAAGAGGAAGAGCCGAGGAGACCAGAUCAUCAAGACCUUCCUCUCACAUCAAUCCCCUCAGCGUGUCGACAUAGCCGAGGUGUUUGCAGACCAGUGCAGAGAAAACCUGGAGCUCAGUCCAUGUAAGGAGAUCUUCAGCAACUGCCACAAUGUUUUCAUCGCCUUUCUUGUCAACUUUCUUGUCGCUUUUCUUGUCUCUUUUUUCAGCCUUUCUUGUCGCCUUUCUUGCAGCCCAUCACCAAAGACACCUUCAGACAGUACCGAGUUCUCGGGAAGGGCGGCUUCGGAGAGCCAGCUGUUCUUUGGUAACAGCGAUAAGGACACCCCGGUGAUGAACCAGCUGGCGGUGCCGGUUGUUUCCCGGUACGUCCGGAUCCUCCCUCAGAGCUGGAACGGCUCUCUGUGCAUGAGGCUGGAGGUGCUCGGCUGCCCCGUGCCCGAUCCAGUGGACGUUCAAUACCGGCACAAUGAAGUGACUCCGGUGGAUUACUUGGAGUUCAAACAUCACGGCUACUCUGAGAUGGUCGCGCUGAUGAAGUCAGUGCAUGAGGAGUGUCCCAACAUCACCAGCGUCUACAGCCUGGGACGCAGCUCCAAGGGACUGGACAUCAUGGCCAUGGUCAUCUCUGGAAACCCCACAGAGCACGAAAUAGGCGAGCCGGAGCUGCGCUUCACGGCCGGUCUCCAUGGAAACGAGGCGGUGGGUCGGGAGCUGCUGCUGCUCCUCAUGCAGUACCUGUGCAAAGAGUACCAGGACAGGAACCCCCGAGUCCAGAGGCUGGUGGAGGGGAUCCGCAUCCACCUGGCUCCAUCACUCAACCCAGACGGGCACGUAGAGGCCUUCGAAGCGGGAUCCGAGCUGAGCGGAUGGACCACGGGACACUUCACUGACCACGGCGUGGACAUCUUCCAGAACUUCCCCGACCUGAAUCGGUUCCUGUGGGACGCCGAAGACAAAGGCCUGGUGCCCAAACUCACCCCCAACCACCACGUUCCCAUACCGGACGACUUCGACACCAACAGCUCGAUUGCCGUGGAAACCAAGGCCAUAAUCUCCUGGAUGAAGAGCCAUCCUUUUGUGUUGGGUGCUAACUUCCAGGGCGGGGAGAGAGUGGUGGCCUACCCUUAUGACCGCUUCAACAAGCCUGCAGUCAGCCAAACCCACAGCCGCAAGAAGAGACAGUAUGAAGAGGAAGGUUUUGAUGUGACGGAGUGGGGAAGGGGCUACCACGAAGAGCCAGAGGAAGACUGGCAAAGCAGAGGAUACGCAGAGCCAGAAGAAGAGCAGAGGGGCCAUGGCUACGACCACGGCUACGACCACGGCUACGACCAAAACCGUGGCUACGAAGACAACCGUGGCUACGACCAAAACCGUGGCUACGAAGACAACCGUGGCUACGACCAAAACCGUGGCUACGAAGAAAACCGUGGCUACGACCAAGGCUACGAACAAAACCGUGGCUACGACCAAGGGUACGAUGGUCACAACCAGGGCUAUGGCCACAGAGAGGAGGAAGAGGACGAUAGAGGAAGAAGCGGCGGCUACCAGUACGCUGAUCCGGAGGACGAGACGCGUGCGAUCCCAGACGAGUCUCUGUUCAGGUGGCUGGCGGUCUCCUACGCCUCCACGCACCUGACCAUGACGCAAAACUACCACGGCUCCUGCCACGGAGACGUCGCCGGCGGGCCACACGGCAUCGUAAACCGAGCCAAGUGGAAGCCGAUCACAGGAAGUAUGAAUGAUUUCAGCUACCUGCACACCAACUGCUUCGAGCUGUCCGUGUUCCUGGGCUGUGAUAAGUUCCCUCAUCAGGUGGAGCUGGCGUACGAGUGGGAGAAGAACAGGGAAGCUAUGCUCAUCUUCAUGGAGCAGGUGCAUCGCGGCAUCAGAGGCAUCGUGAAAGAUCAGCAGGGGAACGCCAUCGCCAACGCCACCGUGUCCGUAGAGGGAAUCAACCACGACGUCACCACAGCGCCGACGGGCGACUACUGGCGGCUGCUGAACCCGGGGGAGUACCGCGUGACGGCUCGAGCCGAAGGCUUCUCUCCCGUCACCAAACUGUGUGUGGUGGGUUACCAGUCCGGAGCCACCGCCUGCAGCUUCAACCUCGCCAAGUCCAACUGGGACCGCAUCAAACAGAUCAUGGCUCUCCACGGCAGCCGGCCGAUUCGGCUCAGCUACGGCAACAACCGAGCGCAGAGCCCCGCGGUCGCUAACGGAAACCGGCGCGUGCUGGACGGCAACAACAACAACAACUUUUCGCAGAGUUCAUCGGUCAGCGCCGAGCGGCAGAGGCGGCUCCGGAUAGCUCGCCUCCGGCGCCUCCGCCAGCUGAGACUACAGCGGUUAAGAGCAAUGGCGACGACGACGUUACCGCCGACGACCACCACGAUCACCACGAUCACCACGAUCCCCACCACGCCAGAGACGACCACUUCCUGGUACGACCCCUGGCCCGUCGAGGAGGGACAGUCCUCGACGCCGGGCGGUUUCACGGACUCCAGCCUGGAUUAUAACUACGAGUACAAGAUCGAUGACUAUUAGCCUCUCAGUCAACACGCAGCCGUCCUCCUAGACACCCCGACUAUCUUUACACGCACAUUAUAAUCACUCCUUCCAGUAAAAUGUUGGAAGGAGUUUUUUUGUGAUUGUUGUGGGCAAAAAUCCUUGAUUAUGCGGCACGUUUUCUUAAAAAAUGCGAUGGAAUAUGCGGGAUAUUUAUGCAGUUUUAUGCAAGGCAAGGCAGCUUUAUUUAUAUAGCACAUUUCAGCAACAGUCCAAUUCAAAGUUCUUUACAUAGAACAUGAAAGAGCAGUUAUAAAACAAUUUAAAAGACAAGAAUACAUUUUACAGUACAUAUAAGAAUUUAAAGAACUGAGAGAUAAAAUACGCGAAUAAAGAGCAGUUAGAACAGUUAAACAUAUAAAAGCAGAUAAAAUAGGUUAAUUGAAAAAAGGACCAAUAUGUCAGACAUCUCAAGCAGUUCGGUCCAUAUCUCUGGUUCAUCUCAACAACAAUGGGUCCUGAUGCUUCACAUGGAGGAUACAUUCCCCAUAGUUACAGAAGCUUUAGUCAAUUUCAAUAUUUUUUUUAUUUCAAAAAAUAGUUUACAGAUAUUCAGUCAUCGCAAUACGUAAAGAAAUAAGAUAC